Molecule: messenger RNA, 1366 nt
Organism: Osmerus eperlanus (European smelt)
Lineage: Eukaryota; Metazoa; Chordata; Actinopteri; Osmeriformes; Osmeridae
Gene: tmem170b
Product: transmembrane protein 170B
Exons: 3
Coding region: 715-1185 (156 amino acids)
Biological process (GO): negative regulation of canonical Wnt signaling pathway
Cellular component (GO): plasma membrane
Source: RefSeq, a predicted model, not a curated record
GCUCUUUGUUGAAUUUGCACAAGAUUGGACUUCCUGACAGAUGGUGACGUUCUGUGACGUUCUGGAGUAACUGGAAUAUAUUGAAUAACCAGCGGUUUAUCAGGCGUUUCGGGACUGACGCCUUGGUGACGAAUCAGAACCACGGACAACGACCAGCAUCGAUCAGACACGGACAACGCCCUGAAUGUUGCACACAGUAGGCAAAUUGUUCAUUUACACAGUAUAAAUGUUUAGCGGGAACUAACAAACUAAAUACAAUCGAAGAUGUUGGGUACCAGUACAGAAGACAUGAACGAAUAGGCAUAACCUACACCCGAUUCCUUACCAGUAUUUAAAGUUUUUCAUUUUUAUUUUCUUUUUUCACCCGUCAAUGAUUACGCACGUGCAUAUGUAAUUGCUAAUUAUACAAGAUACAGAAUUUGCUUUAAUUUCAUUUUAGGCUUCGAUAUCCUAUUGCAAACUCCUCCAACUAGCUACGGUCUCUUUAAGAGUUAUGUACGAAGGCUGGCUGAUGUAGGACAACGGUUUGCGCUGCGCUCGCGCUGACAUACUCAUCAUGGCCUCCGUACAGCCGCCGCUGCAAGCGACAAUGAGCAGAGCAGCUCGCGGCAUUUUCCUUCCCCGAGCGGAGACGGCAGUCAAGCCGAAACAGAGGCACCGGUAGAGGGGAGCGCGCCGGGGGAAAAUUCUCCUCAUGCCACCCCGGUCUCCUCGAUGUCUUCGUCAAAAUCCACCUACAGCCAUCUAACAAAGAGGGGCGCAAACCCGGGGGGCGGCGGCGGCGGCGGAAACAUGAACACAAACCGGGAUUAUUCGAUUAACCUCUCGGUGCAGCAAGUGCUGAGCCUAUGGGUUCAAGGCACGACGCUGCAACACUUCACAGAGAUGUGGUACUGGGUGUUCCUGUGGAGUCUCUUCUCGUCUCUCUUGGUGCAUGGUGCGGUGGGGCUGCUGAUGCUGGCCAUGCUGCAGCGACACAGCAGGGGGCGUGUCAUCACGCUGGGGCUGCUGAGCGCUGGCUUCCUAGUCUCCUUGUGUGGAGGGGUCAUCACAAGUGCGGCUGUAGCAGGGGUGUACCGCGUGGCAGGGAAGGACAUGGCUCCUCUCCAGGCUCUGGUGUUUGGUGUGGGCCAGACAGCCCUCUCCCUCCUCAUCUCCUUCUCACGCAUCCUGGCCACGCUGUGAGGACACACAUAUGCAAACACCCACACACCACACACACACACACCACACACUCUCACACACACACACACCACACACACUCACACACUCUCACACACAUACAAACACACUAAACUCGAGGAUGUACAAGGCAGAGGGGCGGGGCUCUCCAUCACAGACAGAAAUCAAGCCGAUCAGAGACUUG